AUGGCAUGGGCGGACAUUGUUCAUGAAGCUACCCGCCGACCACCAUCACCACCGCCUGGCCACACCUACUCUCUCACUUGCUUCGUAUACUCUCCUAACGCCCCCUCGACAAACUCACCACCUGUCAUCGCAUAUAUCUCUAACAACGGCGAUGUCCGCGUAAGGACUAUUGACCUAGACUGGAUAAAAAACCCACGUAUUGUGGCACAAAAGUUGCUUACUUCGAAAAUACUGAGCCGGUACGAUUUCGAAGAGGUAUUACGUCAAUGUAGUCGAGAGAGUACCGGCAGUACACAAGAGAGAUGCUCGGCCGCAUCACAGCGUCUCUGCGAGUUCCAGCCUGCCUUUGACCUGCAGUUUUUUGGUCGUCAAAUGUCGGAUAUCUAUCUUGUGGCACUGCAAUCUGGCUUGGAAGACGAUCUAUGGGCGGAUCCGCCUGAGUUUAACCCAACUUCCUUCCCGUCAAGCUGCACAGUGCUGUAG
Molecule: messenger RNA, 483 nt
Organism: Microsporum canis CBS 113480
Lineage: Eukaryota; Fungi; Ascomycota; Eurotiomycetes; Onygenales; Arthrodermataceae
Exons: 1
Coding region: 1-483 (160 amino acids)
Source: RefSeq, a predicted model, not a curated record